This is a messenger RNA of Scomber japonicus (chub mackerel), 1644 nucleotides long. It is a transcript of the gene cpne2, whose product is annotated as copine II. NCBI's taxonomy places the organism in Eukaryota, Metazoa, Chordata, Actinopteri, Scombriformes, Scombridae. The record is from RefSeq and is a predicted model, not a curated record. Gene Ontology annotation, cellular component: plasma membrane. Gene Ontology annotation, biological process: cellular response to calcium ion. The transcript is spliced from 15 exons. Gene Ontology annotation, molecular function: calcium-dependent phospholipid binding. Bases 1 to 1644 code for a protein of 547 amino acids.
AUGGCCUACACCCUCAGCUCGGCCACUGAGGGCCAGACGCGCAGUGUCGGUCCUCAGCACUGCGUCACACGGGUGGAGCUGUCCGUCACCGCAACCAGCCUGCUGGACCGAGAUGUAGCCUCCAAGUCUGACCCGUUCUGCGUUCUCUUCCAUGAAGUGGAUGGAAACUGGGUGGAGCUCAGCCGCACUGAAACAGCUGUGAACAACUUGAACCCGGUGUUUGGAGUGAAGUUUCAGGUAGACUACCACUUCGAGGAGAUCCAAAAGCUACGUUUCGCCAUGUUCGAUGAAGACAAGUGUGCUACGCAGCUCUACGAACACGACUUCUUGGGAGAAUUCAUUUGCACACUUGGAGUGAUUGUGUCUAAUAAGAAACUGCACAGACCGUUGAUCUUAGCCAAUGGGAAGCCAGCUGGCAAAGGAUCCAUUACAAUAACAGCUCAGGAGCUGUCUGACAACAGAAUCAUCACUUUGACCCUGAGUGGGCGUAAACUGGAUAAGAAGGACUUCUUUGGGAAGUCUGACCCCUAUCUGGAGUUUCACAAACAGGGAGAAGACGGCAAAUGGAUGCUGGUGCACAGGACAGAGGUCAUAAAGAACACUUUAGACCCAGCAUGGAAGCCCUUUACUGUGCCUCUCAUUUCUCUCUGCAAUGGAGACGUGGAGAGAAACAUCAAGGUCCUGUGUUACGACUAUGAUAACGAUGGAGGCCACGACUUUAUAGGAGAGUUUCAAACCACAGUUUCCAAGAUGAGUGACGCCCAGAACGCGGUGGAGGUGGAAUUUGACUGCAUCAACCCCAAGAAACAGAAGAAGAAGAAGAAUUAUAAAAACUCUGGAAUCAUCAUCGUCAAGUCAUGUAAGAUUACAAGGGACUACACUUUCCUGGAUUACAUACUGGGAGGAUGCCAGCUCAUGUUUACUGUCGGUAUAGACUUCACAGCAUCCAAUGGUAGCCCUCGAGAGCCGUCCUCCCUCCAUUACAUUAACCCGCUGGGCAGCAACGAGUAUCUCGCUGCCAUUUUAGCUGUGGGACAAAUCAUACAGGACUAUGAUACCGACAAAAUGUUUCCUGCACUGGGAUUUGGAGCCCAACUCCCACCAGACUGGAAGGUGUCACAUGAAUUUGCCAUCAACUUUAAUCCAACAAACCCCUUCUGUUCAGGUGUGGAGGGUAUUGCCCAGGCCUACUCCGCCUGUCUGCCUCACAUCCGUUUCUACGGACCGACGAACUUCGCUCCGAUCAUCAACCACGUAGCACGUUUUGCCGCCCAGGCCCUUCAACAAGAGAAAGCAGCGCAGUACUUCACUCUCCUCAUUAUAACAGACGGUGUCAUCAGCGAUAUGGACGAGACACGUGACGCCAUCGUAGAGGCGUCUAAGCUACCUAUGUCCAUCAUCAUCAUUGGCGUGGGCAAUGCAGACUUUGCAGCCAUGGAGUUCUUAGACGGCGAUGCCAGCGUCUUGAGGUCCAAUUCAGGAGAGGAAGCUGUUCGGGACAUUGUGCAGUUUGUUCCUUUUAGGGAUUUCCGGAAUGCACCCAAGGAGACCCUCGCCAAGUCAGUCCUGGCUGAACUGCCUCAGCAGGUCACUCAGUACUUUAAACAGCGGAAUCUACCACCCACCAACACGGCACCGGAGUGA